AUGGUUGGGACACGGUCCCCAAAGUGUGCAGUCCCGAAGCGAAGCGAAGUUGAGCUCCGGCACGGGCACGCCGUCAACCCCCAAAUGUCCCGCCCAACCCAACACCUUCCCCUCUUCGCCGCCGCCGCCGCCAUCCUCCUCCUGUCGUCCGCCGCCGACCCGGACGACGAGCGGUGCCUCUCGAGCCUGCACGACUCCUUCUCCGGCGGCCUCCGCAACUGGACGAAGGCCUUCUUCGCCGCCCCCUGCGAGGGCUUCAUCUCCCACCUCCAGGGGGUCACCUGCAACAACGGCCGCGUCUACAAGCUCUCCCUCCCGGGCCUCGCCCUCGCCGGCGCCAUCCCCCCGGAGCUAUCCAACUGCACCAACCUCCAGUCGCUCGACCUCUCCUCCAACGCGCUAUCCGGCCCCAUCCCCCCGGACCUCUCCGCCCUGCUCAACCUCGCCGUCCUCAACCUCUCCGCCAACCGCCUCUCCGGCGCCAUCCCGCGGGACCUCGCCAGUUGCGCCUACCUCAACGUCAUAGAUCUCCACAGCAACCAGCUCACCGGCCCCAUCCCCGACGAGCUCGGCCUCCUCGUCCGCCUCUCCACCUUCGACGUCUCCUACAACCGCCUCUCCGGGCCCAUCCCCGUGCUCCUCGCCAACCGCUCCGCCGCACCCGGCGCCGCCGCCGCCCGGACGGGGAGGUUCAAUGCCAGCUCCUUCGUCGGCAACAAGGACCUCUACGGCUACCCGCUUCCGCCCAUGCGGGGCCACGGCCUCUCCGUGCUCGCCAUCGUCGGCAUCGGCCUCGGCAGCGGCCUGCUCAGCCUCAUCCUCAGCUUCUCCGCCGUCUGCCUCUGGCUGCGUGCCACCGACCGCACGGCGACCAUGCCCGGCGAGGAGGGCAAGAUCUCCCACCUCAUGCCCGACUACUGAACCCAUCAAUUUCUCCCUGGAGAUGCAGCCACCACGCGGCCCCAAGGAUUAUCUGUGUUGGAUUCUUGAACCUGGGAGCUGGAUCCGAUCGAGCGCUGUGCCUGCCAUUUUCUUGGCUCGAUUUGGGUGUCGGAUGCUGAUCUAAUUGCACUUAAUUAAUUGCUGCAUUCUUAUCUGUUCUAGCACUUUCUUUUCUGCCUAUGUAACUGAUUGUUUUUUUUCUGGCAUUUUUCUGCUUGGAUUUCUAGAGAGAGAGAGAGAGUCAGGAGUUAGGCUUGAUGACAUCAGCUUUUGUGUAUACCGAAGAAUUUGCGUCAAUUCACCAGAAGACUGCUGCUGAUCUUGCUAGCUUUGCUUGAGAUGGGAAUGCGGCUUUCACACUUCGUAAUUAUUAUUGUUAUUAUUUAUUUGUCUGUCCAUAAUGGUGGCGAAUCGUGCUUCAAAUUGACUUAUGCUUUGGUGUUCUAUUCUAAUCUAAUCAGACUGUGUGUUCUGCUGUGUUCCAGGUUAACUUGUGCUAUAUUGCUAUUCUAAUCAGACUGUGUGCUCUGCUCUGUUCCAGAUUAACUUAUGCUACAUUGCUAUUCUAAUCAGAUUGUGUGCUCUUUUUUACUUUGCCCCAGAUGAACUUAUGCUAUCCUAAUCAGAUGGUGUGCUCUACUCAUAAGGUUCCAGAUCGAUAUUAUGCUAUUCUAAUCAGGCUGGGCUGUUCCAAAUUCUUUUGUGCUGAUGAGCUGUUUCCAAU
This is a messenger RNA of Oryza brachyantha (malo sina), 1666 nucleotides long. Its product is annotated as receptor-like protein 44. Lineage: Eukaryota; Viridiplantae; Streptophyta; Magnoliopsida; Poales; Poaceae. The record is from RefSeq and is a predicted model, not a curated record. Gene Ontology annotation, molecular function: protein binding.